AUGAAUGUGACCUGCAACACAACGUUCUUGAAUUUUGAUCCCAAGCUACCCAACAUAACAAUCUUUGCAACCGGUGGCACUAUCGCCGGAAAUGGCUCCUCAAACACGAACUACACUUCCGGUGUAUUCUCCGUUGAAGAUCUUAUUUAUGCUGUGCCCUCAAUUAAGAACAUUAGCAACGUUGUUGGUGACCAAGUCUCAAAUGUUGGCAGCGAAGAUGUGAACUCGACCAUCCUAUUGGACCUCUCUAAAAAGAUCAACCAAUGUGUUUGCGAGGAUGACGCCAUGUCCGGCGCUGUCGUGACCCAUGGCACCGACACAUUGGAGGAAACCGCCUUUUUCUUGGACGCGACCCUAAAUUGCAGCAAACCUGUUGUUAUCGUCGGAGCGAUGCGCCCUGCGUCUGCCAUUUCCGCGGAUGGACCGUAUAAUCUUAUUGAAUCUGUCACUGUGGCGGUCAGCAAAGACGCAAGGAACCGCGGCGCCCUUGUUGUUAUGAAUGACCGAAUUGUCUCCACAUAUUACGUUACCAAGACAAAUGCAAACACCAUGGACACCUUCAAAGCCGUUGAGAUGGGCAACGUUGGCCAGGUCAUUGGUGGGACACCAUACUUUUUCUUUCCACCGACACUACCCACUGGGAGGUCCACCUACAACAUUUCUGAGAUAAAUUCAAUUCCAAGGGUGGACAUUCUCUACUCGUACCAAGAUAUGCAGAACGAGACGAUAUACGACACAGUCAACCGUGGAGCGAAGGGAAUAGUGAUCGCAGGAGCCGGUGCCGGUGGGGUUAGUACACGUUUUAACGAUGCCAUUGAAGACGUAGUCAACAAUUACAGCAUCCCAGUGGUGCAGAGCUUCCGUACAGGCAGUGGUGAAGUGCCUUACGCAGAAAUCGCCAGCACCAGCUCUACCCACAUCGCUAGUGGUUAUCUUAAUCCUCAGAAAUCCCGUAUUUUACUUGGAUUGCUUCUUGCUGAAAAAAAGAGUCUUACUGAAAUUGCAGGCGCUUUUGCUAAGGGAACAGCUGGCUAA
Molecule: messenger RNA, 1035 nt
Organism: Aspergillus campestris IBT 28561
Lineage: Eukaryota; Fungi; Ascomycota; Eurotiomycetes; Eurotiales; Aspergillaceae
Product: asparaginase ahrA
Exons: 3
Coding region: 1-1035 (344 amino acids)
Molecular function (GO): asparaginase activity
Source: RefSeq, a predicted model, not a curated record